Molecule: messenger RNA, 1244 nt
Organism: Daucus carota subsp. sativus
Lineage: Eukaryota; Viridiplantae; Streptophyta; Magnoliopsida; Apiales; Apiaceae
Exons: 2
Coding region: 517-825 (102 amino acids)
Source: RefSeq, a predicted model, not a curated record
ACAUCAGUUUCGGUGUAGUGCAAGAAUAGUAGUCAAGGUCUCCUCUCUUCUCAUUUCUUGUGCUACUACAAUUACAAUUUAUAUCCCUCUUUUCUAGCUUUAGGGUUCUCCAGCUCUAAUUUUCAUCUCAUUAAUGCUUUCUUUAUUCACUUUUUCUCUGUAAUAAAUUUUCUUAGAUUGUCUUAACUCUAUUUGCACCACUUUCUUUACAUGUACAUGUGUUUGUAUUUAUGAUUUGCUGUUUUCACUUGGGUUGACUUGUUGUUUGAUGAAUAUAUGAUCUUCAAUUUUGCAAUCUUGGUUGCAAAAAUCUGAUCUUUCUGUGUUUUUAUAGUCUUUUAUGUAUUCAUUUUGAUAAAGAUUUGAUCUUUUUUUAUAAAGUUAGUGGGUUUUGUUAUAUCUUUGAUUUCAAGAAUUUUGUGAGAGUUGAUAUUUGGCGUUGUUGGUGUGAUGAUUUGUUUUCAAUAUUUUUAGGAAUUUUCGUGGGUUUUAGAGUUACUUGAUUUCGGAGAUUAAAUGGAUAGUAAUGGGAAAGAUUAUGGUUGUGAUAAAAAUGAUGUUAAGAGUGAGGCGUUGUUGAGUGAUGUGGAGUCGAAAACUAGUUUACUUGAUGGAGAUAGGAAGGAGGAUGAAGACGAGACGACUACAUUGUUGGUUCCUCCUCGGAGAGGUGGGUUGUCAAGGAAGGUGGAGAAAUCACAAAGGAAAGUAAUGUGGAAUGAUAUUAAUGGGAAUAAGCUUGCUCAAGUGCUGGAAUAUCAACCAAGUGACGCAAGUGACUCCGAUGACGAGGAAUCAGAUUCUUGCCUCUGUAGAAUAAUGUAGAGCUUGUUGAAGAUCACCUGUCAGCAAAUAUAUAAGAGUAAAAGUUUGUGAGCUGUACUUUUAACUGUAAAAGUUUCUAUUGGUAGCGAGUGGUUGCUGUUUUGAGCAAGUUUUCCAUGUGCAACUUUGUCACCGGCAAGCCAGUUUGCCACGGAUCUUUAACGUAUGCUGAGGUUCCUGGUGGAAGAAGACCCGUGUUUUUAGGAGCAAAUACUCAUCAACAUGAUUAUAUCGAGAUAUAGCCUUUUAAAGUACAUUUACGAUGUGCAUCUAUGCUUAAUUAUUACAUCAGUGAUCUUUAAUAUGUACAAGUGUAACUCAUGUUCGUGUUAAAUUGUAUAUCGUAUUAUAGGAGAAAGUAUCUAUGUGAUUUUUGCUUCUCGUUAGAAUAAAAUUUCCUGAAAUGCUUAUCCUUGGUA